CAACAAAAACCCAGCCAAGCCGACAGCCUUCCCUUGAAAAACUGGUAGGAAGCUCGAAAUUUCUCCUUCUUUCUUGUUCAAUCACAAGAUUUUGGGGCUUAGAACUCUCUCUAAACCCAAAAAUUUCUAGAUCUGUUCUGCUCUGCGUCUUCCUCCCUUGCUGUCCGCAAAUUUCUGGUGGGUGGGUGGCGAAAUUUUCAGGUUUUUGAUUUCCUGAUUUUUCCCCUGCACUGCCGCUGGCCUUCCCCCAAACUGCAGCUCUGGUUUUGGCUGCUAAAUUAUGGUUCGUGAGUGUUCUAUCACCGGAGUACUUGGCUUGCGUUUCGGAUUUGAGGUAAGUAAAUUUAUGAUAAUGCCUAUACAGUUUUUAAAAGCGUGUUUUUGACUUAUUUUUGAAGUGGUGACGGGACUAAACCUGUUUUAUACAAAAGUAAGUAUGAUUGAUUUGAAGUGAAAUUUUUAUGCUUUUCAUUAAAUUGAGCAUGCCUACUUGAAAUUUAAUUGAUUGUCUUGAUGAUUUGAAAGUGAUUGGUGAAUUAUGGUUUUUCUGUUAAUUUCUGCCUGUUUUGUCUUCGAUGUGGUCAUGUUAUUAGUGUGCUCGCUAGUGGGAGGUUUAUAAACGCUAGCACAUGUCGACAUGUUAUUGAUAGAACUGGUUCGUUCGAGUGACCCUGCUAGUGGGGGUUAUACACCAGCAAAUAAUGUAGCUUGCCAGUGGGAGGUUUAUAACACUGGCCAUGACCUAUAGAGGAGACGUCUAUUUCGUUUCCGUACUCGUACUAGUUUUUCAUGAUUAUACUGGUUGGCAUGCUAUAAGUUUAAUUAAGCGCUAUACAUAUUUACUUAUUGAGUUAUCUCAUAGUUUUUCCUUGUCCACCAUUUCAAGAAGCGAAGUCAAGGAUGGGGAAAAACGAGGGGAGUGACGAGUUAGAAGGCUAGCCAUCUUGUAAAUUGAAUAUAGAUUUUAGAUGUAGUCCAUGCUCUUGUAAGUUAGACUUUAUUUAGAGAUUUAUGAUAUCAAAGCAAAUUUUGUAAUUUUUAUCUUCAGAUUUUGUGGUAUCAGAGUAUGGUAUGAUAUGUUUCGAGCCUUGUGCAUUUGUGGGACUUUCUCACAAGUGUACGGUGUUUGUCAUGCCUUGGAUUUGGGUUCUGGGGCAUGACAUUGAUGUCAUGUAUUAUGAAAAGAAUUUUUUUGAUAACAUUAAAAAUAUUAUCAUGGAUGACUAAGAUUGUACGAAGGGUAACCCAAAUGCUAAAAUGGAUUUGCAUCUAUAUUGCAGUAGACUUGAAUUGGAAUUGAUCCCUUAAUAUGAUGGAAUAGCUUUAAAACCCAAUGCUACAUAUGCUCUUAUUUGAGAGCAACAAGCUCUUGUUUGCCAGUGGCUAAAGGAUUUGAAAUUCCCAGAUGAGUAUGCAUCUAACAUAGCACAUUGUGUGAAAAUGCAUGACUUUCAAUUGUCUGGAAUGAAAUGCCAUGACUAUCAUAUAUUCAUGCAGCGUCUCUUGCCAAUUGCUUUUUGUGAUCUCUUUAUAGAUGUGGUUUGGGGUCUUUUAACUGAUGUUAACAACUUUUUUUGAGCUUUAUGUGCUUUGAUUAUUUGAGUUAGUAACACGGAGAUGUGGGAGGAAAAAAUUGUCAAGAUCAUUUGCAAGUUAGAGAAAGUAUUUCCUCCAGCUUUCUUUAAUUCGAUGGAGCAUUUGACAAUCCAUCUAUCAUGUGAGGUAAAAGUUGGAGAACCUGUCCGAUUCCGUUGGAUGUACCCUUUUGAGAGGUAUAUUUCAUCU
Molecule: messenger RNA, 1785 nt
Organism: Rubroshorea leprosula
Lineage: Eukaryota; Viridiplantae; Streptophyta; Magnoliopsida; Malvales; Dipterocarpaceae
Source: the annotation of a GenBank genome assembly